GACGACUGUGCUGAGGAAAGACAUUUAAUUGUUAUUGUUAGCAGGCAGCUCAUUAGCAAAUACAUAAUCGUACUGAAAAGCAUUGAAAACUGUUUUAUAUGCGAAGACGGAGGAGUCCAGGACCGCCGAACGGUUUGUGCACGAUGUCUGUGUGUUAUGAAAGCAGAAAGGCUGCAUUAACGACAACAGCUAACCUGACUGCUGCUGCUGCUGGAUUUGGCCAGCUAACGUUUACCAUUUUCCUCUGAGUUCUGGAAACGGAGCACAGCAUCCCCGAGCUACGUUAAUGGCUCUGUUUUUCAUGGGUGACAACUAGCUAGCUGAGUAUUACAUGGAGGAUUCAGUACAAAAUACUACACAGCUAGUAAUAUCUGAGUGUUUUUCGGUGAGGACGGUAGCUGUCUAUCCCUUUUAGUGUUAUGUUUUGGGUCGUUUUUGCCGACUUGCUAAGUUAUAUGCUAAUGAUAUCUGCAGUCACUGGACUCAGGGCGAAGCUCAUGUGAAAAGACAGCAGCAGCAGCUGACAGCUCACUUAGAGGAGCUCCACUACUCUUCUUCACACUUGUCACAGUUGCAGUGGUAUAAAAAGUUUAGCUGCAUGGUUACGAUUAACCACAGUGUUACGCUGCUUAUUUUCACAAGCACAAAACUUUAAAUCCUGACUUUUUUCUUUAUGUGAAAUAAGCCUGAAACACACGGGAUCAAGGCAAUAUGAACGAGGCAGAAACAGGCACUAGGAAGCAUUCUAGUUCGCAGGAGUUGCAAACCCCCAAAAAUGAGGAUGCAUAUGAGAUCUCCAUUCCUUUUGAAGAGAACAACUAUGAGCAGCAGGGCGGCUUUUACAACCAUAGUGAACAGAGCUUCGAAGGUAAUGAUCCUCCAGCUCCUGCAAGCUCCUACUUGCUGAUCACAAACCUGCGCACCCAGCUGCAGAUCUCCCUGGAGAAGAACUCAUGGCUGCAGAAACGCAUUGAAGACCUGGAGGAAGAAAGAGACUUCCUGCGCUGUCAACUCGACCGCUUCAUAUUCUCCACCAAGAGUCAGGAGAGCAAUGGUAAUGAUUCUCGCAGUUUUUCGUGGAGGAGGCGACGAGACAAUGAACAUGAUCAGCAAGCAGAGGUUCAGCAUUCAGCCAACCGUCAGUCAUUCUCUCAGAGGCCUGCCCAGCAGCCCCCAACCAAUGCCAAGGUCAUGAGCUCUGGCUCCGGACCAGUCAGUGCUCAGAUGAGUUCCCUGUUUGGCCCCUCUCACUCUCAGCCUCUCCUACAGGGCCAUGGUGGUGGAAGUGGCAGUAGCAGCAGUAAUAACAACAGACCCAUUAAUGACUUGCAAGAGUCUCUCUCACUUUUGGGAGAGGAGGAGGACUUUUUGGAGGACAGCUAUUUGGAAGAGGAGGAAAUGAUGUCUGGAGGGGAUGUGAUGACAGAAAACAUAACUCUGCAGAAUAUGGGUGCUUCUGGGAGAUCCAGUGCUGGCCACCCUGCCCUGAAGAGGAGGAGGGUCUUCAGAAUAGCCAGAGGGAGAGAAAGGCAGAGAGUGAAAGAUGCUGCUGGUGUGCUAUUCCGCUAUAAGAAGAUCCUAGUCACAUACCAGCGGCUGAAGAACAUGUCCAAGGCCUUCCAGAUCCAUGGUGUGGACCGCAACACAGUGGCAUCUACUACUCCAAUUGCAGAGUUACUCCUGGUGGCACCAGAGAAGCUGGCAGAAGUGGGCGAGUUUGAUCCAUCCAAAGAGAAGCUCUUGGAUUACGCCCGACGCUGCUAUAUUGCCCUGGACCCUCAAACCCUCAGCAAAGUGCAGGCACUGAAGAAGAACAACCUCCUGCUGCCAAUCUCUUAUAGGUUAAAAGGAGCAGAUGGGCGGUAAUUGGAUGAGAGCAAGCAACCUCUGUCCUUCUGUAUCAUAGAAUCCCUCGCUGUAUUUUAAUGUACCCUAGAUCACAUUUCCACCCUCUCAACCUCUCCGUUCUACUGUUCAGAUCAGGUGUACUCUAAACAAGCCUGCUGUUGCAGCAUACUGUAUUACCUCUGUUCUUCACUGCAAUGCACACCCACAUAGAGCUGAAAAAAGCUGGGCUUCCUCAAGAAUGCUCACCGGAUGGCCAUUUCGGUAAAGACUGCCUCACUUGUAUUUGUGAGCAUAUUUCAGUCUUAGACAUCAGUGUAUUAUGAGCUCUAUGGUGUCAUGUGUUGUUUUGAAGUACUGAAGUACUAUAUCAGGGGUUCUUAACUCCAGUCCAGAAGGCCAGUGUGUGUUGUUGUCUGUAAGUAUGUGUUGGUUGUUCAUUUCUCUCAGCACUUACCUGACUGCUGAACUGUUCUCUCAUAGCCUGAGAGUGUUGUAUGGUGUGCUGAGGACCAGUACAUACAUGGUUUGACACUGUGCUAACGUAAGCCAACAUAAGACACCCAUUUUUUUAGGCCUGUUUGGCCUGACCUCCUCAAGUCUGAAUUAUGGUUGUGUUAGUGCAUGUAACUUCCUGAGUCAUGAUCUGUCUCUUGUUAGACACCACUGACUGCUGAGCAUGAGAAAAGACCAUAGUGGAAAUGCAGUUGGUAACAGGCUUUAUGCGUGAGCAGCCACUAAUGGUACAACUAUAGUAUAGCAUAGUUCAGAUGUGUUUGUUUGUGCGCAGAUCAUAUGACCUUGCUCAGUAUAUGUGCGUGUGUGCGUGUGCGGUUGUAGGGCAGACUACUCAUGUCUACUCUGACUUUCCAGAGUCAGGCGAAAGUCAGAAGUUAGCGGAGUAACAGCACUUGUCACCUCACAGUCAUUCUCUUCAUCAGACAGUGUAUUUUGCUUGUACCUCUGAUGCCAUCUUGAUGUCCACUACCAUUGAUUACGGGUUGGGGCCGUUGUAGAUUUCUGUUUCGCCUCAGGAACCAAUCAUUUUCUGUAGACGUUCCAAGUACAGUCUAGUUUUAUCUCGUAACUCUGUGAAGGUUGAUGGCUGUAGUGUUUUUUUCUGCAACUUGUUUUUUUUCUCCAAGUUUUAUCUCACAAGUUGAGAAUAGCCAAGAAACCAUUUAUUCAGUGCUGUUUUUGUCAUGCUGAAAGAGAAAAAUAUGUCCUGUUGAUUGUCUUAUUAUAAAUGACACUAAAGCGAUUGAUUUCUUAUUGAA
Molecule: messenger RNA, 3122 nt
Organism: Pygocentrus nattereri (red-bellied piranha)
Lineage: Eukaryota; Metazoa; Chordata; Actinopteri; Characiformes; Serrasalmidae
Gene: ccdc106a
Product: coiled-coil domain containing 106a
Exons: 8
Coding region: 712-1866 (384 amino acids)
Cellular component (GO): nucleoplasm
Source: RefSeq, a predicted model, not a curated record